AUGGAUAUCAAAAAUAUUAUUAUCAUUUCCAUGUUGCAUGAACCGAUUCUUUCACAAGAACAAGAUAAUAUUUCAACGUUAGCAAAGGUUGACUUUGUGGAUCCUUGGGAUAUGUCUGCGCCAAUCUAUCAGAUCAAAUACAGUCCUUUUCAGCUUGUAAAUCUUGAUGAGUUGAAAUCAUUUUUAGCUCGUCCUAUAAAUGAAAGUGAAGAAAUUAGUCCAUCUGAGUUUAUGAGUUUAUUGGGUGUAUGGAUGAAUUUAGAUAACGAUGAUCUUAUCAGCUCAUUAUGUGCUGAAUUAGAUAAUUCUGUUAAAUAUCAAGCACAUUUACGUGGUAAUUGGGAAGAAGCCCUUAACUGUCUCUUAGACAUCAUGGAACAAAGACCACCUUGUUCGCCAAACUCGGUUCUAUUCCCGGCUCACGAGCUUCAAUUACCAAAUAUAAAAGAAAAAUUUCCUUAUGCCAAGAUUCUUCCAAUUGAUUAUUCAAUCCAAGCCUAUAGUCAAGCUUCACUUCGAACUCUUGUAGUUCCAGGUGUUCCUGGAUUUGCUUUUAAACUUGCCUUAGGUAUAAAAGUAUCUUCAGCGAUGCGUACUGUUUCGCCAUGGACCACACAUACCGGCCCAGAGUUCAUACCAAUUUUCAAAAAGCUAUGCAUUAACAAAGAGAUACUUAAAAUUGCGAAUGCCGUUGCUACUGCAACUGUUACCGAACAGAAUUAUGAUAUAGCAAAACAUCUAAGCUGCAUAAUUCGUGAAGACUUUAGUGAUCUAAAUGAAAAAGUGAUCAUUUGUGCUGCAUUAACUGAAAGGGAUGAGAAUGGUAUUAGUGUUGUAGAAAAAGUUUGGAAAUUAGAUACUGAAGAGAAACAUACGUUAUUUGCGAGCACUGGAUUACGUGCUAACGUAUUAAAAGAUAAUUGCACUGAAGCCAAGGAUUUGGUUGAGGUUAGUCUCGAAAUUUUGCGACAAAUUAUCAAGCCUUCCUUACUAAUCAAUUCUUCUAUUUCAG
Messenger RNA from Racocetra fulgida, 1012 nucleotides. NCBI's taxonomy places the organism in Eukaryota, Fungi, Glomeromycota, Glomeromycetes, Diversisporales, Gigasporaceae. The record is from the annotation of a GenBank genome assembly.